AUGAAUGAAAUCGCGUACAACAAGGUCGCGGCAGGCGGCGUGGAGAGACAGAUACGGAUCCUGAAGUGGACUGUGGCGGGUCUGUUUGCCACGGUCGUCUGCCUGACCGGAGCGUUCGUCUACGUCACCGUCAAUCUCUUCAGCAAACUGGACGCCGUGGAUCGGACGGAGCCGUGGACGGGUGGCGGAAGGCUGGGACCGGGGGACACGGGUUCUAAUCCCACCAUUCAGGAGAUCGUAGCAGAAAUCUUAAAAAACGAAACUCUCUGGCGGGAUAAACAUACAGAUACCAGCAGAAGAAGAGAGUUCGUGCCCCAGGGCCCCUUCACCCUGCAUAACGACUCCAGCAGGGCGUACCUGGCCAAACCCAUGGCGCACCUCACGGGGAAAUCUGGCUCGGCAAGGCACACUCGGCGGCACGGCAGGGGAGAGAGAACCGUGAGGAUCCAGAGCUGGGAGUCCCGACAGGGCCUAGCAACGGUUGCUAACGGCAUGACGCACAGGGAAGGCGCCAUCAGGGUUCCUGUGGACGGACUGUACUAUGUCUACAGUCAGCUGUAUUUCCGGCACGUGCGCCUCCCUGCGACCGACGGGAGUUCUGCAGAAGACCACACCGGUGACCACCAGCUGCUACACUCCACCUUCAAGAAAAGCGCCACCUACCCGGAAAAGCAGGAAAUCAUGAAGAGUGCAAGAACAAGAUGUUGGAGCAAAGACAGCCAGUACGGCCUGCUGUCUAGUUACCAGGGCGGGGUGUUCCGGCUGCGGGCGGGGGACAGGCUCUUCGUACAAGUCAGUAACGUCGCCUUGGUCAGCUUCGAGGAGGCCGCAAGCUACUUCGGAGCCUUCAUGAUAUAGAAGGAGAGAGCUACCACUCCUGUAGUACCCUCUACGAGUCGGGCUUUGGCUUUUUACAGUGAGAGACUGGCUAGCAUGCCUUCGUAGGACUACAAGAAACCGAGAACAGUUAGAACUGAAAUGCCAACAGAAAAAAAAAACGCAUCAUAAGUCGACGUCCCCCAAAAGUAGCCUCUGCCAGGCCUCACAGGUCGCAGUUAGCCGACCGAGGAGUUAAGUUUCCAGCCACAUGUGGAGUCUGGCAGGGGCUACAUCAAAAGCCAGACUCGUAAAACCUGCUUAGGAGGCAUCUACAACCUUUUCCUGCCAGGCCAGCUACAUACAUGUAACGGCUAUGGCCUAUAGGUCAAAAUGAGCCAAUCAGAUACAACCCCGCCUUUGUUGGAGGAACAGUUUGCAGCCAAUCACGUUGCGUCUUGACCCCUCCUGGCUUCGUCAUUGGUUGAUGACUUCCCCUCCAACAACAGGUGAUGAAGUAAGUGUAUCUGAUUGGCUGAUGACUACCUAGCACUGAACACGUGAACCAGGUAGUGAAAACUAUCAACUGUCGAAAGAUUAUGUCAAGUAAAUGGCAUAAAAUCAUGUUGUUUGCAACGGAAUUCCUGACAUGACUAUAGAUGUCUCGACAAAACAAACUUUAAGAACAUGAAUAUUUCUCUAAGUAGAGGAAUGUCAGACAGUAUUGGUACAUGCCAAGUUUUGUAAAAUUAAUGUAAAUAUGUACA
Molecule: messenger RNA, 1583 nt
Organism: Branchiostoma floridae (Florida lancelet)
Lineage: Eukaryota; Metazoa; Chordata; Leptocardii; Amphioxiformes; Branchiostomatidae
Product: tumor necrosis factor ligand superfamily member 10-like
Exons: 6
Coding region: 1-858 (285 amino acids)
Biological process (GO): immune response
Cellular component (GO): membrane
Molecular function (GO): tumor necrosis factor receptor binding
Source: RefSeq, a predicted model, not a curated record